AUGGAUGAUGGAUGUAAGUGUAACUUAUAAUGCUGUUGUAAAUUAAAACAAAUUUAGAAGUUACUUUAUAUUUAUAUUUCACAGUUCGAGUAGUUGACAAAGAAACACACCAAAGAAAUUUAAAGAACUUGAUAGCUAAGUACAAGUCACAGCCAUCGCAGCCUUUGUAUGAUUAUGCCGACAUGAUGUAUGUUGGUAAGUACUACAGUUAAAUCUCUUUAGUGUUACCCUCCAUAGUGUGUCACUUACAAUUUAGUCAAUAGUGUAUACCUAUAGUUUACAAUGCUUUAGGCGACAUAACCGUCGGAACUCCACCAACUCACUUCCUUGUUGUGCUAGACACGGGCUCAACCGAUGUUUGGAUUCCUGGUAAUAAUUGCAAAGUCGAAAAAAGUGGAGAAAAGUGUAACAAAACUUUGUUCGAUGAAAAAGCAUCUUCUUCAUAUAAAGACCUAGACCGUCAAUUUGAAAUACAUUAUGGUACUGGUCACGUAAAGGGUCAUGUAGGAGAAGAUACUGUUGUGUUGUGUGGUUCUGGCAAUAAUGGCGUACUGUUUUCGGGUGGUAGUGGCAAUGACGGAGAUAGUGGCAAAGACGGAGAUAGUGGCAAUGACGGACUAAAAAUAGUGAACCAAGGAAUUGGUGUUGUUGAUAGACUAGACCAUUUGACUAAUGGGUAUCAAAACAUGGAGGGAAUCGUUGGCCUUGGGUUUUCUACCAGCUCAGAAGAAAACGUAACGUCGAUAUUUGAAAAAGCGGUAGAAGAAAAGUUGGUCGACGAACCUAUUUUUACAGUUUGGAUGGAUGAAGAAGGCUUGGAUUCUGAAGUGAGUGACGCAAGACAAAUUUUUAAAAAAUGCAAGCCACUGGCAAAAAAUACUAUAGUACUAUAUUACCAUAUUCCAGGGCAAAGUAGGAGGCCAAAUAACCUACGGUGGCUUAGACACAGAUCAUUGUAGCUCCGGUAUUGACUAUGCCCAAAUCACAAACACUCAUUGGUGGCUUUUUGAAAUAGAUGACUUUGAAGUUAACGGUGAACCGAUUGGUCAAAAGUACAGAGUAGUCACAGACACUGGUACGUCUUUCAUCACCGCUCCUGCAGAUGUGUUUUUGCAAAUUACUAUCGAAUUUGGAGCGAGGUACGACUUUGACGACUUGGUUUUUAAACUACCUUGCAAUUCCAAUAUUUCACUUACUGUGGUGCUGAACAACAAAAGGCAUGUAAUUGAAGCUGAGCACUUGAUGAUAAAACAAGGUGACAGCAAAGAAUGUAUUUUAGCUGUAGAAGAGGUUAACUUUGAUGACAUCGAUUUUAUUCUUGGUGAUCCGUUUAUUCGACAGUUUUGUCAAGUUCACGAUGUUGAAAACAAACGAGUCGGAUUGGCUAAAUCGAAACCUAAAACACUCUAG
Bursaphelenchus okinawaensis is the source of this 1410-nucleotide messenger RNA. NCBI's taxonomy places the organism in Eukaryota, Metazoa, Nematoda, Chromadorea, Rhabditida, Aphelenchoididae. The record is from the annotation of a GenBank genome assembly.